AUGGGUUAUAACCUUAUAAUUUUUAAAUAGAUUUUUAGCGUUUAUUGUUUUAAAGAGAUUCGAAAUAAUUAUUUCUACGAAACAAUGUCGUUUUCGUUUGGUGGUCCACCUAAAACUACGACAGCUUUUGCUUUACCGACAUCUACAACCGUUACAAAAGCAGCCACUACAAGUGCUCCUACUUUACAAUUUAGCUUCGGAGGAGCAACACCAUCGCCUAUUACUUCAACAGGACCCUCGACAGGUCUUCAGUUUAAUUUUGGGGGUGCGUCAACAACUCCUGCAAAUGCUAAUACAUCUUUGACAACCAGUUUUACUCCAAUUUUAGCUCCAGCCAGUGCAGCUACUAAUACAGGUAUUACAUUCGGUACACCAGCAGCAACAGUUGGUGCUUCUACAGCUACAUUUGGUGCACCAACGACGACAUUUGGUACGCCAACCACUACAUUUGGUGCUCCAACAACAACAUUUGGUGCUCCAACAACAACAUUUGGUGCACCAACAACAACAUUUGGUGUCCCAACAACAACAACAGCAGCUGCAGUAGUUUUGGGUCAAACUGCAUCAGUAGCUCCUGUUACAACUUCUGCUCCUAGUUUUCCUAGUAGAUCUAUAGCAGCAUCUAAUGUAGCCCCGACAGUAACUACAACCACGACAACAUCAAUUCCAGCAACAGGAUCUUUAACUUUUGUUCAACUGGAAGAUCUAAUCAAUAAAUGGACGAUUGAUUUAGAAGAGCAAGGAAAGUAUUUUGUUAAUCAGGCUAAACAGUUAAAUGCUUGGGACACUUUGUUGAUUUCCAAUGGUGAAAAAAUUUUAAACUUAAAUAGCAGCAUUGAAAGAGUUAAACAGCAGCAGUCACAGUUAGAUCAAGAGCUUGAUUUCAUUUUAGCACAACAGAAAGAACUUGAGGAGCUCAUUGUACCUUUAGAGAAGGAAUUGGUAGAUGUUCCAGUAACAGAUAUUGAUAGAAAUCAAAUGUACCAGUUUGCUGAAAUAAUUGAUUCACAAUUGAAGCAAAUCUCUGAUGAUUUGAAGGAAAUAAUUGAGAAUAUUAAUGAAACUAACAAAGAUGAGGAGGUGUCCAAUCCUAUAACACAAAUCAGUAAAAUUCUGAACGCUCAUAUGAACUCACUCCAGUGGAUCGAUAGAAACACUGCCGAAAUUAGCAGAAACUUAGAAGAAAUUUCGAAGAUUGAAGAUGCAAACAGGAGGAAUUUGAGUCUUAACAGUUCUCUGAAUUUAUUUCAGUAGUUAAAUUAGUUUUUUUCAUUAUUUUAAGACCUUAAAUAACUACAAAAGUUUUUUUUAAUUACAAAAUAAGCGUUUUAUUAUAAAAAUUA
Molecule: messenger RNA, 1343 nt
Organism: Sitophilus oryzae (rice weevil)
Lineage: Eukaryota; Metazoa; Arthropoda; Insecta; Coleoptera; Curculionidae
Product: nuclear pore glycoprotein p62
Exons: 6
Coding region: 85-1254 (389 amino acids)
Biological process (GO): protein import into nucleus; RNA export from nucleus
Cellular component (GO): nuclear pore central transport channel; nuclear pore
Molecular function (GO): structural constituent of nuclear pore; phospholipid binding
Source: RefSeq, a predicted model, not a curated record